Phalaenopsis equestris is the source of this 2113-nucleotide messenger RNA. RefSeq names its product BURP domain-containing protein 12-like. The record is from RefSeq and is a predicted model, not a curated record. Bases 131 to 1996 code for a protein of 621 amino acids. Lineage: Eukaryota; Viridiplantae; Streptophyta; Magnoliopsida; Asparagales; Orchidaceae. The transcript has a single exon.
GAAGAACUGCUCAAAUGUGCCAUACCGGAGAAAAAAGCCCAAACUGUCCUAAUACCCCGCUUAUAUAUUUAAUUAGUUCACUCUCUGGCUUCCAACAACAACGCGUAAGAAGCCGCCUCACUUCACUCUCAUGGCCGCAACCUUCCUCCUCUUCCUCCUCCAUCUCUUAAUCACCACCGUCCCGGCGACUCAGACCAAAUCAUCAACAAACCCAUUCACAGAAAAAGCAGCGCUUAUCCGUUACUGGAACCGCAAAAUCUCCAACAAUUUGCCACAUCCAUUUUUCUUUGUUUCCAAGCUCACCCCUCUCUCUGCCGUCGACGCAGCCACAUUCUCUAACAUCGCCUCCAUCGACCCAUCCAACCUCUCCACCCACCUAUCCUCCUUCUGCUCCUCCGCCGCGCUACUCUGCUCCCCCGACUUAACUCCUUCUCUGUCCUCCCACCCCUCCAAUUCCGACUUCACCAAAUACCAAAGUAGAAUCUUUACCAACUAUGGAAACGAAGCUGCCGGCGGACUUUCUUCGUUUAAAAACUACUCAGACAAUCUCAACGUUCCUUUCGACUCAUUCCGCCGUUACGGCCGCAACUCCGCCGGCCACGACGAUUCCUUCUCAUUUUACGCCCCUGAUGGCAACGUCGUCACUGCCAACUUCACCUCCUACGGCGCCAGCACGGCCGGCGGAAUCGAUAACUUCACAUCCUACGAUCAUUCUUCCAAUGUACCCGACCUAGGAUUCAUAAACUACGCCGCGGAAGGCAACGGACGCACCUCAGGCUUCAAUUUUUAUUCCGGCAACGCUAACUCCGGCGACCAGUCUUUCUCUGGCUAUGGCAAGAUUGGAAACGGCGUCAUCGCAGAAUUCGCCUCUUAUGGUAACAACUCUAAUGUUAUCGAAACCGGUUUCGCAAACUAUGGCGAGGAUGGAAACGUCAACAAAGACACGUUCACCUCGUAUGGCGAUAACGGCAAUGUGCCUGAAAACAAUUUUCGAUCGUAUGGUUCAAGAGCAAACGCCGGCAGCGAUAAAUUCACCGGCUAUCGAGAUCAAUCCAAUGUAGGGGACGAUUCCUUCGUGUCUUAUGAGAAAGGGGGAAAUGACGCUACGGCCGAAUUCAACAAUUACGGAAAGUCGUUUAACCCGGGCAGCGAUGCGUUUAAGGGUUACGGCGAGGGCUCCGGCAAUGAUCACAUCAACUUCAAGUCUUACUUUGGCGACAACACCACAUUCAAAUCCUAUGCCAAAACUGGCAUUGAUUUUAAAUCGUAUCAUAAUUCCUCAUCGUCCCCAAUUUCCACAUCAGCGGCUAUGCGGCCCAGGAUAAAUCGAUGGGUGGAACAGGGGAAAUUCUUCAGGGAAGGAAGUCUGAAAAAGGGGACAUUUAUGCAGAUGCCAGACAUUCGAGAUCGAAUGCCGCCGCGAUCGUUCCUUCCGCGGUCUAUAUCGGGGAAGAUUCCGUUUUCGGCCGCGGCCGUCGCACGAAUCUUCAAGAUCCCUCCGGGUACAGCCAUGGCGAAUGCUGUGGAAUCCACGGUGGGAGAAUGCGAGCGGCCACCGAGCCGCGGGGAGACGAAGCGCUGCGCCGCGUCGGCUGAGGACAUGAUCGACUUUGCCGUCUCAGUCCUCGGCGGCGACGUUGCGGUAAGAUCCACUCAGAACACCAAGGGCGCCAAGGAAAGAAUUCUGGUCGGCGAGGUGACGGGAGUGAACGGCGGUAUGGUUACCUCAUCCGUGAGUUGCCACCAAAGCCUGUACCCGUAUCUGGUCUACUACUGCCACUCGGUCCCGCGUGUACGCGUUUACGAGGCUAAAAUCCUGGCUGUUGAUAGCAAGGAGAAGAUCAAUCAGGGAAUUGCCAUCUGUCAUAUUGACACGUCGGAUUGGAGCCCCAUGCACGGGGCCUUCGUAUUGCUGGGGCACGGACCGGGAAAGAUCGAGGUGUGCCAUUGGAUCUUUGAGGGUGACAUGACGUGGACUAUUGCUGAUCGUCCAUAAUUUGAUCCAAAACAAUUAGUUUUGAUUUGAUGCGUGUUUGGGGAAUAAUAAAAAGCAAUUAUGCCCUUUUGUUAAUUUUAAUUCGGAUAUCUUAUCAACCGAAGAGAUUAUCAUGGA